Messenger RNA from Rhododendron vialii, 3528 nucleotides. Its product is annotated as probable LRR receptor-like serine/threonine-protein kinase At3g47570. Gene Ontology annotation, biological process: protein phosphorylation. Gene Ontology annotation, cellular component: plasma membrane. The record is from RefSeq and is a predicted model, not a curated record. Gene Ontology annotation, molecular function: protein binding; ATP binding; protein kinase activity. The coding region runs from base 171 to 3323 and encodes 1050 amino acids. The transcript has 3 exons. NCBI's taxonomy places the organism in Eukaryota, Viridiplantae, Streptophyta, Magnoliopsida, Ericales, Ericaceae.
AAGACAAGAUUUUCUAUGCUUGUUUUCAUACUAGCUAUGUUCCUGAACAUCUAAACUAAACAUUUCUUUUAAGCUUCUGACUAAAUUUCCCUGCACCAGCCUGUUCUUCUUCUUCAGAUUCAAAACCAAGCGAGAAGCAAAAUUUGCUCCACCGCACACCUCUACAACACAUGGGUCGCUUACUGCCACCUUCAUUUUUACUUUUUCUUUUCAUGCAUUUCGCUGUUCUCUUGCUUGUGGGCUCAGUACCCGACUCUGUGCACGGCGGGAACGAGACAGACCGACUAGCCUUACUAGCAUUCAAGGCCGAGAUCACUGGCGAUCCUCUCGGGACACUAAACUCUUGGAAUGAAUCAGUUCACUUCUGUCAAUGGGCUGGCGUAACAUGUGGCCGUCGGCACCAGAGGGUCACUCAGUUAAACCUUACCAAUUGCAAACUAACAGGGUCCAUUUCGCCUCACAUUGGAAAUUUAAGUUUCCUUAUGAACCUAAGAUUGGAUAACAAUAGCUUGAGCCAUAACAUCCCCCAACAAAUCGGCCACUUACGCAGACUGACAUUCAUGUCACUGUAUAAUAAUUUAGUUACCGGAGAAAUUCCGGCCAAUAUAUCUCGUUGCUCUAAUCUUAAUAACCUUUGGCUUCAUGCAAACAGCCUAACUGGAGAAAUUCCAACAGAGCUCGGUCGCCUAUCCAAACUCCAGAGAUUGUUUAUUGCAAGAAACAAUCUAACAGGAGUUGUGCCUGCAACUAUUGGUAAUCUAUCAUCUCUGACAUACCUCUAUUUAGCCAACAAUAACAUUGGUGGGAGUAUACCUGAUAAUCUAGGCCGAUUGACAAACUUGGAAAGUCUUUCGAUUGGAGUGAACAGGUUAGUCGGUAUGGUUCCUUCCUCGUUAUUUAAUAUCUCUUCCAUUACGGGCUUCGAUAUCUUAAUGAAUCAAGUCCAAGGGAUUCUUCCCUCAAACCUAGGAACUUCACUUCCUAAUCUCCAGUUCCUUGGACUGGCUUAUAACUCGUUUACUGGACCCAUACCUAGUUCAAUAUCUAAUGCCACCAACCUAGAUUUCCUUGGCCUGUCGUAUAACAAUUUCACUGGGAAAAUGCCAGCUUUGGAUAAGCUGCGUAAUCUAUGGAUGUUAGCUGCUUCUUCGAAUCAUCUAGGAACAGGGGAAGCAGAUGACUUGAGUUUUCUGUCCCCUUUGAUCAAUGCCACCAAAUUUGAACGGUUGGUACUGGACGACAACGGUUUUGGAGGCAUGUUUCCAGAAGCAAUUACCAAUUUCUCCAUUCGGCUUAGUAAUGUACAAUUGCAGAACAAUAAGCUGUACGGAAGCAUCCCAAGAGGAAUAGGGAAUCUGGUCAAUUUGCAACUAUUUAACGUACAGAACAACCAUUUGACAGGUGAAAUUCCUGCUAAUUUUGGGAAGCUUCAAAACCUGAAUCUCUUGGUGCUCGGAGGUAAUAGAUUCUAUGGUGACAUCCCGUCAUCUUUCGGAAACUUAUCCUUGUUACUAAAUCUUGAUCUAUCUGAAAAUAAUCUUAAUGGAAGCAUCCCGCCGAGUCUGAGUAAAUGCCAAACGUUGCUGAAGCUUACACUCGCAAAAAAUAGUCUUAGUGGCACCAUACCCAUGCAAGUUGUUAGUCUCUCAUCACUGAUAAAUCUUGACCUAUCCUAUAACAACUUGACUGGUGUCGUCCCUAUGGAAGUCGGGGGUUUGAAAAAUCUUGAAACACUAAAUAUUUCCGAGAAUAUGUUGAUUGGUAAUGUUCCAAGCACCCUUGGUAGCUGUGUGAAAUUGGUAUCGCUUAUUUUGAAGGGCAACAAGUUCUCAGGAAUCCUUCCAUCAACUUUGAAUCAAUUGAGAGGCAUGGAGGAACUAGACAUUUCUAUGAAUGAUUUUUCGGGCAAAAUCCCAGACUAUGUAGAGGGCUUUCAUUUCUUAGAGAAAUUAAACAUAUCAUUCAAUGAUUUUGAGGGAGCAGUACCAAAACGAGGCAUAUUUAUGGUUGCAGCAGCUAUUUCUGUUGAGGGAAACAAGAAGCUUUGUGGAGGUAUUCCUGAUUUAAAACUGCGGAGUUGCCAAUCCAAGGGAUUUGCAAGGAAGAAAUUCGCUCACGUCGUGAAAUUGGUGCUUCCAAUGUCUUUUGGGCUGUUAUGUCUCGUUUUGAUGAUUUAUUUUGUGUAUCUUCGUUGGUUUAAAAAGAGAACAGAGGUACCAUCUUUUUCCUUUUUCGGCCAAUCGCUUGCUAAGGUUUCCUACUGGAGUCUAGUUAAAGCGACCAAUGGGUUCUCUCCAGCCAAUCUAAUAGGCAUGGGUAGUUUUGGUUCAGUGUACAAAGGAGUUCUUGAUCUUGAUCACGAUGAAAAACUAGUUGCUGUGAAGGUAUUAAACCUUCAAUCCCGGGGAUCUACCAAGAGUUUCUUUGCCGAGUGUAAAGCGUUAAGGAGCAUUAGACAUCGGAAUCUUGUAAGUGUCCUCACGGCAUGUUCAAGUGUUGACUAUAAAGGUGAUGAUUUCAAAGCUCUGGUUUACGAGUUCAUGGUCAAUGGGAGCCUAGAGGAGUGGCUGCAUCCAAAUGCGAAAGAAGAUGAUGCGCGCGGCCAGUCACGGAGUUUAAACCUUCUACAUAGGUUAAAUAUUGCGGUUGACAUCGCUUCUGCACUUUUUUAUCUUCACCACCAUUGCUCGGAACCAAUAGUUCAUUGUGACUUGAAACCAAGCAAUGUUCUUCUUGACGAUGAUAUGGUUGGACAUGUCGGUGAUUUUGGGUUAGCAAGAUUCCUUGUAGAUGCGACCCCUAAUUCUUCUGCAAAUCAAUCAAGUUCUAUUGGCUUACGGGGGUCAUCCGGUUAUGCAGCUCCCGAGUACGGCACGGGAAAUGAAGUAUCAACGUCGGGUGAUGUGUAUAGUUACGGUAUUCUGUUACUGGAGAUGUUCACAGGGAAGAAACCUACAGAUAGUGUGUUCAAUGGUAGUAUGACCCUCCACAACUUUGUAGAGAUGGCUGUGGCUGAACAGGUAGCAAACAUUGCUGAUCCAACUUUGUUUCAACAAGUAGUAAUGGGAGAGACAAGCUCAAGCAUCAAAAGCUCUCAGAAUCAAAGCCCGGCUAGCAUUCAUGAAGUUCAGCAGUGUUUGACUUCAAUUCUGAAAUUGGGAAUAGCCUGUUCAGAAGAACUACCAAGAGAUCGACCAGAUAUCAAAGAAGUUGUUACUCAGUUGCAUGUGAUCAAGAACAGUACUCUUCUCGGAGUUCGGAGUACACAGAAGGUAGGAGAGCUAGAUAUGCAGCUUGAUCAUGUGCAGGUGCUUCAGGUUUGAUGGUUAGCUUGACGGUACGUAUCUGUUGACACCACAACUUUGGGAUGUUGCAUAUCGCUUUGGGUACGUGUUACAUGUGCGAGUUUGUUGUUCAAUUUUUGUAUUUUUUUCAAGUUUAUGUUCCUCUUAGGUUUUUAGUCUAUCUCAAGCAUGCAUGCGAAUUUUCUCAUUUAAGUAAUGUACUUUAAGUAAGACCACAUUUCAA